Messenger RNA from Vombatus ursinus (common wombat), 2018 nucleotides. Its product is annotated as cytochrome c oxidase assembly protein COX18, mitochondrial. Gene Ontology annotation, biological process: mitochondrial respiratory chain complex IV assembly; protein insertion into mitochondrial inner membrane from matrix. Gene Ontology annotation, molecular function: membrane insertase activity. The record is from RefSeq and is a predicted model, not a curated record. Gene Ontology annotation, cellular component: mitochondrial inner membrane. Lineage: Eukaryota; Metazoa; Chordata; Mammalia; Diprotodontia; Vombatidae. The transcript has 6 exons. The coding region runs from base 107 to 1120 and encodes 337 amino acids.
GACUUCCCUCUUCGCGGCGGCUCAGGAUUCGUUGCCCGCUCUCUGCCCCGGAAGAAGUAGGGAGCCUUCGGCCAGGAGAGAGGGACGGCUCUGCUUGUGGGCCAAGAUGCUGUGUGGUGCCCGGCAACACCUGCAGAGGCGGCUUUUGCCCGCCCUCCUGGGGAGCAGGGGCUGUCCGCCAGGGCGACGUGAGCCGCUGGGCAACCCCAACCCCCUCCUGCCUGUGGCGGCCUGUGCCUAUGGUGCCGCCGCGGGGCCGGCCGGGGCCGGCAGCUGGUACGAGACCCUGGCCACGUCAGCCCCAGCACACUGGGCGGAGGCGGUGCUCUUGGGAGCGCAGGACGCCACGGGGCUGCCAUGGUGGGCCAGCAUUAUCGUCACCACCGCCGUCUUGAGGAGCGCUGUCACACUGCCCCUAGCCGCCUACCAGCACUACAUCCUGGCCAAGGUGGAAAAUUUGCAACCCGAAAUAAAAAUAAUUGCCAAAAAUCUUAAUUAUGACAUUGCACUUCGAGCAAAACAGUUGGGAUGGUCAAAAAGACUAACUAGGCUCACUUAUUUGAACAACAUGAGGAGGAUUGUUUCAGAGCUGUAUGUUCGGGAUAAUUGUCACCCAUUCAAAGCCACUCUGCUGGUAUGGGUUCAGAUACCAAUGUGGAUCUUUAUGUCUGUUGCCCUGCGGAACUUCAGUCUAGGGAUAACGGAUUCAGAAGGAGACUUUUCUAUUCGGGAACAAUUUUCAACAGGUGGAGUCCUGUGGUUUCCUGACCUCACCCUGCUUGAUUCCACGUGGAUCCUACCAAUCUCACUUGGAAUUCUCAAUUUGUUAAUAGUGGAGAUUUUUGCGUUACAAAAACUUGAAAUGUCCCGCUUUCAGAAGUAUGUCACACAUUUUACUCGUGGAAUAUCCGUGCUGAUGAUUCCCAUUGCUGCAACUGUACCCUCAUCCAUUGCGCUGUACUGGUUCUGCUCCAGCUUCUUAGGCCUCUCACAGAACCUGCUGCUGCGCUCCCCGGGAUUUCGCCAGCUCUGCCGCAUACCACAGACGAGAUCACAGUCAGACACUCCUUAUAAGGACCUCUUCGCUGCCUUUUAUGCCAAGUUCUUUUUAAGAAAAUGACCUCUUCCUCAGUGACUCUGGAAUAAAUCUGACAGCUGCGUCACUUAAAAAUGGAAGGUUAAGAUUUUGCUGACGGUUCUUCAUGUGAAGCUCUCUUAUGUGCUGUACAAUUCUGUUAGCUAGGGUUUAAAAUGCUGUUUGCAAUAUAUGACACUUGUGUUUUAGACGAGUGAAGAUCUAGCCAAGUAAGCUUUGGUGGUUGGAUUGUGGAAAGAAAAUUUGUUUUAUAUCUGAAGGAUGAGUGGGUGGAAUUUGUUAGGAUUUCAGGAAACGAUUAAAAUCCUGAAUUGCAAAAGGGAAGUAUCAAUAAAUCCCACACGUCUAAAAUGGAGAACUGACUUCUCUGAAAGAAAAGCAUCUGUUGAAAUAGCAACUGGUAGUAUUGCAGAGAGACUAACUGUAUGUUAGGUUGAAUAUAAUAGAUGUAAAAAUUGUAAGAAAACCAACCUUAUGGAAUCAUGCCUCUCAAGUCUUCCCUGAAAUAAUUCAGUUGUUGUUAUCUUCUUCACGCUUCAAUAAACUUGGACGUCUCUGCUAAAAUACAAAGGGAGGAGAGCAAGUUUUAUCGGUGGUUCCACACCUUUGAGGAAAGGUUGAACAACUCGGGUGUUUUCAAGAAGAGGAAAGAAUAGAGAAAAUGCUAGCGAGAGAAUUGAGAGAAUUAUCACCCUCUCGUUCAGACCACCAUUUUAUAAAUGAGCAAGUAGGCCCAGAUGUUAAAUAGCUUACCUAGUAGUGGUGGGCUUGUGCUUAGUAUUCACAUCAGACUGCCAAGAUCGUAUGCUUUGCAUCCCAUGACAUCAUAGGUUGGGGCAAGGGAGAAAUAGAGUAAUAGCUUUUUUGUGUUUGUUCCUAGAAGCAAGAUUAAAGGGUACUCGAGUGUAGUGGUGUCAAACUC